Molecule: messenger RNA, 3381 nt
Organism: Scleropages formosus (Asian bonytongue)
Lineage: Eukaryota; Metazoa; Chordata; Actinopteri; Osteoglossiformes; Osteoglossidae
Product: von Willebrand factor A domain-containing protein 5A-like
Exons: 21
Coding region: 420-2849 (809 amino acids)
Source: RefSeq, a predicted model, not a curated record
AAGACAAAAGCAAAAGCUGCUCUUACACUGAUAAUCACAUAUUUGCCACUUCCUGAGCUCUGUUCCCUGACCGUGUAAGAAAACCUGCGCUUUCAAGAUGUUUGAAAGCAAAGCCAAGGCACGAGGUGGGACCUUUAAAUGCAAAUCUGAGCGCUGAACGGACACGUUCAACAGCCAACGUGUGACUCGGUUCGCUUCCGUUGCCGCCCAGACAUGUCAGAGCCUGGAGAGGACGAGUAACAAAAACAUAAACACACCUCCACUCGCUUAGCUGGUCUUUCCACCCAGUGCUGAGCCUUUUUGGUGCUGUUUUAACUCUGCACACCCGAGUUCAAGCGUUAGAAGCGAAACUGCUCCGGCUUGAAUAUUGACGGGAACGAAUUGGAGGAACUACAGAAAUUCCGAUAAAAACAGACAGAAUGGCAACCACCUGUGGAUUGAGAACUCUGAAGAAUGAGCCAGUGCCCCUGAAGUCUGUGUCAGUGGAGGUAGACGUCCAGGGUCACGUGGCAUCGGUCAACUCCACCCUUCAGUAUGAGAACCAGGAGUCCAAUCCCGUGGAGGCCAUCUUCAUCUUCCCCAUGGACAGCAAUGCUGCCGUUUACCGGUUCCUGGCCCGUAUCGGGGACGUCGAGAUCGAAGCCCAAGUCAGAGAGAAGGAGAAGGCAAAGGAAGAGUAUGACGAUGCCAUAAGCUCUGGGCAGGAGGCCUUCCUGCUGGAGGAGAGCGACGAGAGCUCUGACGUGUUUCGACUGAGUGUGGGGAGUCUUCCUCCUGGACAGACUGCCUCUGUUACCGUGGGAUAUGUCAGUGAACUGGCUGUGCAGGCUGACCACGCCCUGAGGUUCUGUUUGCCUGCUGUGCUCAAUCCUCGCUACACCCCUCCAGGCAGCAGCAGCAUGACAACAGAGGCUUCUCCGCAGGCUGGUGAUGUGCCAUACACCCUGUCGCUCACUAUGAACAUCUACACCCCCAGCUUUGUCCAGACUGUGGAGUCUAAUUGCCCCCUCACCCCACUGGCGUUCCUCUCCCAGGACAAAACUCAGGCCAAAGUGAGUCUGGCCCCAGGACACCGAUUUGACCGUGAUGUGGAACUCCUGCUGUACUACAGUGAGCCUCACCAGCCCAUGGCCAUAUUGGAGGCAGGACAGCCAGGUGUUCAGUCCGGUUCAUUGAUGGGUGAUACUGUAGCCAUGCUGAGUUUCUACCCAGUAAUUGAGGCUGAAAAAUCAUCUCACGUUGCUUCCAGUGGAGAGUUUAUAUUCCUGGUGGAUCGCUCUGGAAGUAUGGAAUGUCCAAUGAACCAAAACAGUGGGGAUAAGAGCCGCAUCAGCAGCGCCAGGGACACUUUACUUCUGUUGUUGAAGAGUCUUCCACUGGGCUGUUACUUCAACAUCUGUGGAUUUGGUUCGGAGUACGAGUCUUUCUUCCCUGAGAGUGUGGAAUAUACUCAGGCCACCAUGGAAUCUGCUGUAAAGAUGGUGAAGUCAAUGGAGGCUGACUUGGGAGGAACAGAAAUCCUGCCACCCCUCCAGAACAUCUACAGCAAGCCCUGCCUUCCCUCACAUCCACGACAGUUGUUUGUGUUCACAGAUGGAGAAGUAGGAAAUACGAAAGAAGUAAUUAAUCUGGUGAAAAGCCAUGCUCACUCCCACAGGUGCUUCACCUUUGGCAUUGGGGAGGGGGCCAGCAGUGCACUGGUGAAUGGCAUGGCUGAGGGAGGCUCUGGACACCCACAGUUCAUCACUGGAUCGGAGAGAAUGCAGCCCAAGGUUAUGCAGUCCCUACAGUAUGCGUUGAAUCCUGUGGCAAAGGACAUUGCAAUGAAGUGGAACAUUCCAGCAGAAGUUUCAGUCACCCCUCUCUCGCCUCCUGUUAAUGUGCUCUUCAACCUGAAGCGAGUCAUACAGUAUUUCCAGCUCACAGGACAGAAUGCCAGCAAUAUGUCCGGUUCAGUGAGUCUCCAUUACAUUGUUGAAGAUAAACCUUUUGAGAACAAAAUCAGCUUGAACCUGAAGCCAGAUGCUGACAACAGCAUGCUGCUGCACAGACUGGGGGCCCGAAAAGCCAUUGUGGACCUGGAAGGGAAGGUGAGAGAGGGAGAUGACAAGAGUGCGAAAGAGAGAGUAGUAGAGCUGAGCAUCCAGUCAGGAGUGAGCUCCUCCUACACUGCGUUCAUUGGAGUCAACAGGGAGAACAAGGAGCCGGUCCAGGGGCCCCUACAGCGCAGACUCAUGGCAGCAAGGAGUCUAUUUGCAGGAAGUUAUCCUGUACCUUAUAUGUGUCUUCAGGCCCCUCAGAUGGCCUUAAGCAGGUGUGCCUUCAGCAUGCAGCCUGCUGCAUGUCUCGCUGCACCGUUUGCCAAUUAUUCUUGUGACAUUGUCGAACAACGUUUUUCAUUCGUUGAUGAGGGUGAAUGUGAAGAUUAUGCAGAUGCUUUUCCCCAAAGUGGCUUACAGAGUAAAGUAGGAGGGGCUGAGAUGAUGACACUUUCCAAUUAUGAAGAACAAGCAUAUGUUUCUAAGAAAGAACCUGAAGAUCCUAUGAUGGAGCUGAUUGGUCUGCAGAGGGCUGAUGGGUCCUGGGAUCUCCAACAAGCUCUGGCUUCAAUCCUUGGAAAACAGGAAGAGGAAGUGGUCAAAACAUCACCUGGAAAGCCUGAGUUUUCUUCAGUCUGGGCCACAGUGUUGGCAGUUCUAUGGCUGCAUGGAUAUAAGGCUGAAUCCAGGGAUGAGUGGCAGUUUGUGGCUACAAAAGCAAUGACCUGGGUCAGAGCUCAGUCAGGGUUUGAUUUAACAGAGUUUGUGGCAGCUGGAAACUCCUUCCUGGGCCUCCAGGUGAAACUGUAGACCCUUGGCUUGCGAGAGUGAACCGCUUCCUAAACACUCCCAUUGUUGGUGUCCAGCUACCGAAAAAGAAAGAAUGACCCUAACUGAGAGUAUUAAUGUUCCAACAUUAAAUAUUCUAAAUGCUCAAAUCCCCAAGCUUUUAGAAUCAGUUUGGUGCCUUGGCAUGUUUAUUAACAUGUGGAAAGUUUCAGCAACUAAUAGCCUUUAUUGUGGGAGCAAAAAAAAACAUACUGUAUAAACAAAUGAUUCUAACAGCAUGGUUUGUGCAUGAGUCCACUCAUCACAUGUGUUAAAUCAAAAAAUAUUGUAAAACUCAAAUUUCAGAGAACUUAUUAGUUAAAAUGUUGGGACAUUAAUUACAGCAACCUGAGAUUUGAGGUGAACCAUUGCAAUGUCACAAACUCAUUGACAUUAAAAUACCCGAAGUGAACCUCUGUUGUUGCAGUGUAGCAAUGCAUAGUCCUUUCUUAUUUGCGGUUCUUACCCCUUUAAUUGUUACUGCUACAAAAAUAAAUCUUGGCUCAUUAAACAA